AUGUAUUGUCAACCAUCUGGGUUACGUGUAUUGUGGGAUGAGUUCUUCCCACAUUUGGUUGAGGAUUACCCGUCUAUAAGCACGAUAAGCAACAAUGAAAUUCUAACUUACAAGCUUCUUAAAGACUUGCAUCACUUAUUAAGGCCGCUUAGGAAAACAAUCUCAGACUACAAUGAAUUGCCAAAUUUACUAGAAUCCGUUGAAAACAUUGAUGAGUUAUCUGAAAUAAUGGAGGAGUAUUUUGCAGUUCCAGUUCCUACUGAGGAUACCGACUCUAUAGGCAAGCUGAAUGUCAAUCAACGACGUACAUAUGACACAGUGAUGAAUGCUAUCACUUUGAAAAAUGGUGGUGCUUUCUUCGUUGAUGGUCCCGGAGGUAUUGGAAAAUCAUAUUUGUAUCGAGCUAUAUUAGCUACUGUAAAACGUAGAGAUGAGAUAGUUAUCCCAACAUCAACUUUUGGAAUUGCCGCCACAUUGUUGCACCAAGGGAGAACUUCACACUCAACUUUUCAACUACCAAUUAAACUAGAUAGCUCAUCGUCAUGCACCUUUACAAAGAGUUAA
Molecule: messenger RNA, 564 nt
Organism: Beta vulgaris subsp. vulgaris (sugar beet)
Lineage: Eukaryota; Viridiplantae; Streptophyta; Magnoliopsida; Caryophyllales; Amaranthaceae
Exons: 1
Coding region: 1-564 (187 amino acids)
Biological process (GO): telomere maintenance; DNA repair
Molecular function (GO): DNA helicase activity
Source: RefSeq, a predicted model, not a curated record